This is a messenger RNA of Saccharomyces cerevisiae S288C, 462 nucleotides long. It is a transcript of the gene CHZ1, whose product is annotated as Chz1p. Gene Ontology annotation, cellular component: nucleus. The transcript has a single exon. NCBI's taxonomy places the organism in Eukaryota, Fungi, Ascomycota, Saccharomycetes, Saccharomycetales, Saccharomycetaceae. The record is from RefSeq and is marked reviewed. The coding region runs from base 1 to 462 and encodes 153 amino acids.
AUGUCUGACGAAGCAAAGGAAAAGCGUGAAUUAGAAAGCCAAAAGGAAUCAAGUCAUAAUAAAUCCGAAAAGUCUGUGGAACCUAAGCCAAAGAGAAGAAGAAGAAGAAACUAUGACGAUUAUGACGCUGAAGUAGCAAAAGAGGAGACUAAGGCUAAAAAUGGUUUGACGAAGAGCGAAAAUAAUGGUACUGUUGAAGAUUCUGAAUCUGAUAUGGACGAUGCCAAGUUAGACGCAUUGAUGGGAAAUGAGGGAGAAGAAGAAGAGGACGAUUUGGCAGAAAUUGAUACCUCUAAUAUCAUCACAUCCGGAAGAAGAACACGCGGCAAAGUAAUUGACUAUAAAAAGACUGCAGAAGAAUUAGACAAGAAGGAACCUAGCACAGGCUCUAAAGAUGAUGUAGGAUAUGGUGAAAAAGAAGAAGACGAUGAAGACGAAGAAGACGAUGAUUUUAAAGAGUAG